AUGCCGAAGGUCAAGAGCUAUUCUGCGCCUUGGCUGUCCAGCAAUGCUCCCGGCCACGGUCUUUUCGAGCCCAACCCCGAGACGAGCCGGUCGCGCACCGUCGAGACUGCAUAUGCAUCCAAGAAGAAGCCCGUCGCGGGCCCGCGCCGUACGAUUGCCCGUCGCGGCACCGAAGUCUUUGUUGCCGUUGGGCGCGAGAUCCGCUGGGGAGACCUGGCGUAUUUGAAGGAUGGCUGGGCGAACCGGCACGCAAAGGGAAAGACUGGACAGGGAACUCGCAUCAAGCGCGAGGAUUCUUCGCAUUCAGACGUGGAUGCUGCCCUGGAGUCGGCAGCUGGACUGAGGACCAUCAAAACCCCCGUGGCCGACGACAUUCGACAACUCAUCAUGUCUCCUAAUUCAAACUACCUUGCGAUUCUCACAACCCACACGGUGCAUAUCUGUGUUCUACCGGAUCCCUCGCAUUUGACGAGUGAGGACGGGGGCCCUCUCAAGCCGAAGAUGUUUACUUUGGGACCAACCACUCAUGUCACUUCUCGAUCUCCCAUCAUGUCCGCCAUGUGGCACCCGCUGGGAGUCAACGGCUCCUGCAUUGUCACCGUCACCGCCGAGGCCGUCGUGCGAGUCUGGGAACUCUCUUCCACCGACCGGUGGUCGUUCGAUUCGCCUACUACUUCGGUUGACCUGAAGAAGCUUGUAGAUGGCACGACGCUCGACCAAGAUUUCUCUGCGUCAACAUCAGCUACCAACAAGGCAUUCUCACCUGAUUCAUUCGAGAUGGAGGUUGCUGCAGCCAGCUUCGCUACCAAGGGCGCUGGCGGAUGGAACCCAAUGACUCUGUGGGUGGCCAUGCGAGAGGGCGACGUUUACGCACUAUGCCCACUGUUGCCUCAGAAAUGGGCGCCGCCGCCGACUUUGAUCCCGUCGCUCUCGGUGUCGAUUGUCACCACGGUUGCCAGCAUUGAGGACGACCCUGAGAUCGGAGAGCAGGAGAAACUGCUCGCCCAGCAGCAACUGGAAUGGAUGGGCGAGCUUGACUCCCAAGAGCCGCAGAUUGUUGACGGCCGCCUCGGAGACCCGAUCAUUGAGAUUUACACCCGACCAUCUCGCCCGGGUGUUAUUCCUCGCCUGCAAGGUCCUUUUGAGCUGCAGUCGGACCCUGACACUGGCGAUGAGUUGGACACCUCCAUCACUGACAUCAUGGUUAUUGGAAAGAAGACGGAAACCGAGGAGCUCAUGAUGGGCGAGGACGAAGAAGACCUAGAUAUGGACGAUGGCGACCAGGAAGGGCUGUCUCUUGCAGUAGUUUGCCUGCUUUCGACGAGCGGUCAAGUUCGUGUUUACUUGGACCUCGAGGGCGUGCAAGCUCAGUGGUUGCCACCCAAGAACAAAUCCAAGCUCGGCCGUCUCUUGGCAGAGUCUGAGCCCCCUUCCCUCCUCUCUUUCCAGGCCAUUGACACAAUGAGCCCGGUCGAGAUCAACGAGGAGAGUUGGCCCGUCUUCAGUGAGGACGUCAUGUCUCGCUACAGCUUCUUUGUAACCCACCAUGCCGCCAUUACCUUCCUCUCGCUCACGUCGUGGAUCUUCCGCCUCGAAAGCGAGCUUAAUGGAGACUCUGAGGCUGGCACGGACUUCAGAAUCGGACUCCUGGUCAACUCGCAGUCUUCGAGGGAUAGGAUCUACUCGCAACCAACUGCCGACGUUGCAGUUCCCUUGUCUGCGGCUAAUGUAAUCCGGGACCCUGACGUUGGAUACUUCCUUCUAUCAGCCACGCCUUACGAUCCGAUCGCCUUGACUUUCGAGACGCCUGAGGUUGAUCUUGCCCCCAUCCGACAGGAAAGCCCUGUCUAUGAACGAGAAGUUAGCAUGGCGCCCCUGGACUUCUACGAACCACGUCCAGUGUUCAACCCGUCUUAUGCGUUUGACGAGGGAUCGGCGUUGCCCACAUUACUAGAGCGCCUUCGCACAUCACGUCAUAAGACAGUGGUCAACCAGGAAGUGAGGCUGAGCCCGCUUACCCUCCAGAUCUUUACCGAUGCCCACAAGGUCUUGGCAGAUGAGACGCACCGGCUGGGGAUGGCUGCCGCGGAGGUGUUCCGUCGCUGCGAGCUGUUGCAGUCGGAACUGAAGCAACAGGUGAUGAAAGCCAACGAAGUCAAGGGUAAGAUCGACACUAUCAAUGGAGCGCAUCGGGAUGGGGAGGCUGACAACGCCAUGUACGAUCGUCGUAUUGUGACAGCGAGGGAGCGUCAAGGACAGCUUGCUCAACGCUUGGAAAACCUGCGGAAGAUCGUCGGCAAGGCGACCACUCGGGACUUGAGCGCCAAGGAACGGGCGUUUGUAGAGGAGGUGCGGACACUCGAGGCCAACGUAUCUGCGUCGGCAUCUGAAGAGCCGGCAUCAUCCAAGACACAGUCGAAGCAGCUCUGGAAACGACUGGCAGAUGUGAGGCGACUACAGGAGGAACUAGUGGCGGAGGUAGAGGCGCUGAAGAAGGCCGGAGAUGGGGAUCCUUCCCCUGCGCCAUCGGCCGAGAUGAGGAUCCCGCAGGACAUCAGGCGGGCGAAGCUGCAGCAGGUCCAAAGCUUACUCUCACGAGAGACGGCAUUGGUGGAGGCGGUAACGGCGAGACUGGAACGACUUCAGACCAAUUACUGA
Molecule: messenger RNA, 2658 nt
Organism: Ilyonectria robusta
Lineage: Eukaryota; Fungi; Ascomycota; Sordariomycetes; Hypocreales; Nectriaceae
Exons: 2
Coding region: 1-2658 (885 amino acids)
Biological process (GO): mRNA export from nucleus; protein import into nucleus; ribosomal small subunit export from nucleus
Cellular component (GO): nuclear pore
Molecular function (GO): protein binding; structural constituent of nuclear pore
Source: RefSeq, a predicted model, not a curated record